GUCAGCCGGCCUCGAGAACUUUUGGCAACUGCGCGCAAGGUCCUACGAUUUUAGCUACAAAAGAAAAGAGCGGUAUAAAAUAUACACAUUGUUUGAGGGAUAUACAUAAAUAUUUUUGAAUCGCAAAACCCACAACGGACAAAACGAAGGGUGAAUAGAAUCCGGCGACAAGGAGCAACGGACUAGCGCUUAUGGAUGCCGCAACAGCUGUUGUUGCGGAUUCCGCGCUGGUGACCAUGAACAAGAUAAACGCGGCCAAAUGCCGAGCCUGCCUGUCGGUGGACAGAAAAACCGUCCAGCUGAACGCCCCGAUGCCGAACCUGCAAAGGUCCCGCACCUACGCCCAGAGCCUGAAACAGUGCACCAACCUGGAUUUGCGGGUAAACAGUCCCGGCGGUUACUUAUGGCCCAUGCAGAUCUGCGUGCGCUGCUGUCGCGCCUUGGAGGUGGCCAUGCACUUCGUAGAGUUGGCGCUGGAAUCGAAUCUCAAGCUGUACGCAGAGUCAAAAAGUGUGAAGCUGCCGAGUCACGGGGAACUUAAGCGUAAGGCCAGCAGCGAAACUCUUCACUGGAACCAAUUCAGCCAGGAAUUCGAGCAGUUCGUCUCGAGCUAUGAGGGAAUGACGGGACCUAUCGAGGAGAACGUCCUCUACAUGCGCGGGGCCAAGAUACCACGUCUCGAUGCGGAUGUGGCAGCUAGCAAAAAGGCACCCAAAGAGGAUGAAGUCAUCUUGUUUGAUGUCAAGUACGACACCAACGAUCUGGAGGAAGAGGACGAGAAUGACGGGUCAGAUGCCAAGAAUAACGAGACCUUCUUCGAGAGCAGUAUUACGCCUGGAGGGGCUGCUAUUGCUAACAAAGCAGUGAGCAGCAAGAACGGUGAAAACAACAACAAUUACAAAUUUAAUAACAAAAACGGAGAUUCUUUGCCGGAUGAGGAGUGCGAUCUUAUACAACGCGCCCUAUACAUGACCCUAAACGAAGAGAGUCCGAAGCCAGCCAAGGAGUCCAACAAAGGGCAACCGCCUAAAUCCCGGGAGUGUGAUGAUUCACCACCAACUCCCAAAGGGAAUACAACUCAAAUCUUGCCCAAUGGCACCAUUGCCAAUAUACCCAUCCUCAAGUGCAACAUAUGCCAAUAUACUCACACAGAUGCCAAGCAGCUGAGAGGUCAUUACAAGAGUAUUCACAAGAUAUACAUGGCCGAGGACGACAUAAUUGGCUUGAACAAAAAUCAAAGCUUUAAGUGCCGACCCUGCAAUAGUUAUGAGACGAAAGACAGAGCUGAAAUGCAAAAGCACCUCAUUGAUCACCAUAAAAUAGAUGGAGAUUUCGAAAUGUACUGCUAUGUGCAGGCCAACUGUCCGGCUUGUGCACGGAUAUUCAAAGAUCAGAGCUCAGCCCGAAAGCAUUAUACUCGGGUGCAUACACCGGCCCAGGUUGCGACCACACCACCGGAAUCGUAUGUCUGCAAGGUCUGCGAAAAGGUCUUCAAUCAGAAGGCAGGACUGCACAGCCACCAGCGGUUUUGCCAAGUCAAAGAUCCCGUGCACUGCACCUUCUGCGACCAGGAGUUCAGCAGCAUGCGCAAGUACGAGCUGCAUCUACAGCAGCUACAUGCUGUCGAGACGUUGCACGAGUGUGAGAUCUGUCACAGGAGCUUCAAGAGCGCCGACACCCUGGCCGUGCAUCGUAAGCGGCACUCUGAGCGGCACUUUCAGUGCGACAAGUGUACCCUGAACUACGUAAACUCUGCGGAGUUGCGGGUGCACUACGAGCGAGCUCAUGUGAACGAGGAGCAGGUGAGCUGCCUCACGUGUGGCAGCCAGUUCCAGAACUUCGCUCUGAUGCGCGAGCACGAGCAGAGGAGUCACCAGAAGCAGAAGGUCUGGCGCUGCGAGGUGUGCAAUUUUGAGGCCUCGACGAGGUCGCGAUGGCGUCAGCACCAGUACGAGCACAUGGAGUAUCCCUACAAGUGUCAGCACUGCACCGGCGAGUUUGCCGAUCGCAGCAAAUUCCGUCAACAUUCCAAGAAGCUGCAUGGCAUUGAGCUGAGCGACGAACAGCUGGCGGAGAUGUUCCGCGAGAAGAAGGGCUACACCAACCGACACGAUGCAUUCAAUAAGUCGAACAACUCCCUGGAGAUACCCGGCUUCACGGACGACUGCUUCACCGAACUGAAGAGCCUGGGCGUUGACUACGACGACAUAACCACAGAUCUCUUCGCCAACUCCAGCACCCUGGACCACUUGCUAGACUUGAUACCCUGAACUGAGGACCGAUUCAUUUACCUGCAUAGAAUUUACAAACACGAAGAAUAGCUGACGAGAGCUAGAAGACUGUAUCCACUUUACAAGCACCUCAACCACAACGCGUAACCGACAAAGCAUUCAUCACUAUACACCACACACAUUUAGUUCGAUCAGACCACAGUGAAGCCAUGAUUUUUUUGAACUCAUCAUCUGAAUAAACAAGAAACAAACAAGCGUUUCUGAAGCGCGCCCAA
Drosophila serrata is the source of this 2506-nucleotide messenger RNA. RefSeq lists its product as uncharacterized. Gene Ontology annotation, biological process: regulation of transcription by RNA polymerase II. Lineage: Eukaryota; Metazoa; Arthropoda; Insecta; Diptera; Drosophilidae. Gene Ontology annotation, cellular component: nucleus. The record is from RefSeq and is a predicted model, not a curated record. Gene Ontology annotation, molecular function: zinc ion binding; DNA-binding transcription factor activity, RNA polymerase II-specific; RNA polymerase II transcription regulatory region sequence-specific DNA binding.